This is a messenger RNA of Drepanopeziza brunnea f. sp. 'multigermtubi' MB_m1, 1503 nucleotides long. RefSeq lists its product as uncharacterized. Lineage: Eukaryota; Fungi; Ascomycota; Leotiomycetes; Helotiales; Drepanopezizaceae. Gene Ontology annotation, cellular component: fungal-type vacuole membrane. Gene Ontology annotation, biological process: zinc ion transmembrane transport. The record is from RefSeq and is a predicted model, not a curated record. Gene Ontology annotation, molecular function: zinc ion transmembrane transporter activity.
AUGAAUGAAGAAAUGGACAAUGAUACGCGGGGCUGGGUUAUGUGCAUAGUGAGCGGCAUUGCUUGUGUCGUGGGAGCCAGCAUCAUAUGCAUCGACGUACUAGUACGCUGGAUACCAAGCAAACGCCAUUUCAGGAUACAAGAUAGUGGAGCGUUCCUCGCGUCUUCGCUGAGCUUGAGUUUUGGGGUCAUGAUCUUCUCUGCGCUCUAUAGCAUACUUCCGUCCUCGAAGAAAUACCUCAUCGACAGCGGGUACAGUGCCUCGCAUGCGACUUGGAUACUUUUGGCAGGGUUCGUGGCGGGCUUUGCUGGGAUACAGGUCCUCUCGAGGUUUCUGCACCACUAUAUCCCCUCUCAUGUAGUUGACUGUGACCAUACACACGAAGAGCAACCACAUGGCCACCACUAUAGCCAUAGUAGAGGGCGUUCUCAUGCCAGUCUAGCCGACCGAAGUCGUCACCACUCUCAGGUCCAUGAGACGAACGGGAAAGUGUGCGAAUCAACCUCGCUAUUACACUCGGGGCUAUCGAGCGGGGCUCUCUCUCCGUAUAACGUUGCAGAUGUAGGCGUGGAUGGCACACAUUCCCGUUCUCGGGCGCAGUCUUAUCUUGUAGAUACGCGCAGGUCAUCUAUGGUUGAGGUCCAAAGACGAGUCAUGUCCUUUGUCAAAGACACCAAAACCAACUGCGAUUCUCAAGGUCCAUGUUUCGGCUACUCAGACCCUUGUGGUCAAGAAUGUUUCAAACACCUCUCGACCCGGACCCCGAGCAACACGCGAAAUACCAACUUGCUCCAUAGCAACGGCGGCAACUCUAGCCCGUCCACCCUCCGAAACCUUUCCGGAGGCUCCGACCCCGCCCAUAGCCUUCCCAGAUCACGGUCCAGAACCCAAAGCGUGACCCGCAUAACCCUCGCGCGAUCCUGCUCAACCCUCUCAGAAGCAUGCUCACAGAUGGAAGAAGACUGCUCAUCCUCCACCGUCUCCUCCCCUUCCGACCUCGAAGCUCAGCACCACCACCACGUCCCGGAAAACGCCUUCAUGAGCAUCGGCCUGCAAACUUCAAUUGCCAUCGCGCUGCACAAGGCCCCUGAGGGCUUCAUUACCUACGCCACUAACCACGCCAACCCGUCCCUCGGCUUCUCCGUCUUCAUGGCCCUCUUCGUGCACAACAUCACCGAAGGCUUCGCACUCGCACUCCCCCUCUUCCUAGCACUGAACUCCCGCUUGCGCGCUAUGUUGUGGGCUGCGCUUCUCGGGGGCCUGUCCCAGCCGAUAGGCGCGGGCGUUGCAGUGGCAUGGUUUAAAAUUGCUGGGCGCGAAGGCCACAAGCCCGGGACGGCGGUCUACGGUGUCAUGUUCGCUAUCACGGGCGGCAUCAUGACGAGUGUCGCGCUGCAGCUCUUCGUGGAGAGCUUAAGCAUGAACCAUAAUCGUAACUUGUGCAUUGCGUUCGGGUUCGUUGGGAUGGUGAUUAUGGCGACGAGCAACGCGCUGACAUCGUGA